CAAAACGACAUCGUUUCACAUAACAAUUCCCAAACUCAGCCACAGCAAACAAACCCAAAACCCAGAUUUUUUUUUCCUCUUCUACUCAUCGUGAACCCGAAACCCAGCGGCUUAUCGUGAACCCAUCCGAUCCAAGGCGGUGGUGACGCCGACGGAACUGAUAACAUGGAAGAAGAAGAUGAUUAUGUUGAAUAUAUUCCCGUGGCAAAGCGUAGGGCCAUGGAAGCACAGAAGAUUCUUCAGCGCAAAGGGAAGUCUUCUUCCCUUGAAGAAGAGAUGGAGAAAUCAAAACUUGCUGAGGCCAAACCAAGCCUUCUUGUAAAAGCAUCGCAAUUGAAGCGAGAGCAACCUGAGAUUAGUCCUACUGAGCAGAUUGUGCAACAAGAGAAGGAAAUGAUUGAGCACUUAUCAGAUCGGAAAACUUUAAUGUCUGUUCGUGAAUUGGCAAAGGGGAUUACUUAUACGGAACCUUUGUUGACGGGAUGGAAGCCACCUUUGCCCAUUAGAAGGAUGUCGAAAAAUGAAUGUGAUGCAAUUCGGAAGCAGUGGCACAUUAUAGUUGAUGGUCUAGAUAUACCCCCACCUAUUAAGGAUUUUAAGAAUAUGAGGUUUCCAGAACCAAUUUUGAAGAUGUUAAAGUCCAAGGGUAUUGUACGUCCAACUCCCAUUCAGGUGCAAGGUCUUCCUGUGAUUUUGUCUGGGAGGGAUAUGAUUGGUAUUGCAUUCACAGGCUCAGGCAAGACAUUGGUUUUUGUGCUGCCAAUGAUUAUGGUAGCACUGCAGGAGGAGAUUAUUAUGCCUAUUGUUCCAGGAGAGGGGCCAUUUGGUUUGAUUAUAUGCCCAUCAAGAGAGCUUGCAAGGCAGACUUAUGAAGUGGUAGAACAGUUUUUGGCUCCCAUGAGAGAGGCUGGUUACCCGGAGCUAAGACCUUUGCUUUGUAUAGGUGGAGUCGAUAUGAGAUCUCAGUUAGAGAUUGUGAAGAAAGGUGUUCAUAUUGUUGUUGCCACUCCGGGAAGGUUGAAGGAUAUGUUGGCAAAGAAAAAAAUGAGCCUUGACAAUUGCAGGUAUCUUACUUUAGAUGAGGCAGAUAGGUUAGUUGAUUUGGGCUUUGAAGAUGAUAUAAGAGAAGUAUUUGACCAUUUUAAAGCUCAACGACAGACUCUCCUAUUUUCUGCCACCAUGCCCACCAAGAUUCAGAACUUUGCCCGAAGUGCUCUGGUAAAACCUGUUACAGUUAAUGUGGGAAGGGCAGGAGCGGCAAAUCUUGAUGUGAUUCAGGAAGUAGAAUAUGUGAAGCAAGAAGCUAAGAUCGUUUACCUCCUUGAAUGUCUACAGAAAACCCCACCUCCUGUUUUAAUAUUCUGUGAAAACAAGGCUGAUGUGGAUGACAUUCAUGAAUACCUCCUCCUGAAAGGAGUCGAAGCAGUGGCCAUUCAUGGAGGCAAAGAUCAGGAGGAGAGAGAGUAUGCUAUUUCAUCCUUUAAGGCAGGAAAGAAAGAUGUCUUGGUUGCAACUGAUGUUGCGUCAAAGGGAUUGGAUUUUCCCGAUAUUCAACAUGUCAUCAAUUAUGACAUGCCAGCUGAAAUUGAAAACUAUGUUCAUAGGAUUGGACGAACUGGAAGAUGUGGCAAGACUGGCAUAGCCACAACGUUUAUAAACAAGAAUCAAAGUGAGACGACACUUCUUGAUCUGAAACAUCUCUUGCAAGAAGCGAAGCAGAGGAUUCCACCAGUGUUGGCUGAGCUAAAUGAUCCAAUGGAAGAUGCGGAAUUAGUUGCCAAUGCAAGUGGGGUUAAGGGCUGUGCAUAUUGUGGUGGGCUUGGUCACCGUAUUAAGGAUUGCCCGAAAUUGGAACAUCAGAAGAGCAUGGCUAUUUCCAGCUCUAGAAGGGACUACUUUGGGUCUGGUGGUUACAGGGGGGAGAUAUGAUUUUAAAUUAACCACUCCUUGUAUACUGAUGUUUUACUCAAUCGUUAGAUACUUUGCGAUUGUCUCCAGAGAUGGUCCUGCUGACUCUUGUUGUUAAGUUGAACAUCGUCACUGGAAAUGUUCUCAUGAACUUUGAUGGCGUUGAAUCUUUGAGCGUAUAAUGUUUUGUAUGAUGACCUGUACUGAAAUAUAUUUCAGGUUAGCAAAUUUUGAAAAGUUUGUAA
Molecule: messenger RNA, 2153 nt
Organism: Quercus lobata
Lineage: Eukaryota; Viridiplantae; Streptophyta; Magnoliopsida; Fagales; Fagaceae
Product: DEAD-box protein abstrakt
Exons: 3
Coding region: 166-1929 (587 amino acids)
Biological process (GO): mRNA splicing, via spliceosome
Molecular function (GO): nucleic acid binding; RNA helicase activity; zinc ion binding
Source: RefSeq, a predicted model, not a curated record